AUGGAUUCCUAUUACAGAGACUCCGUCCGCUCGCCGGGAGACAGGACCUGGACCCGCGAUGACUCCAGAAAGAUGGAUAGGGCCGACGAUAGCUUCUACCGCGGGAGAUCUCCUGGCCAUGACCGGCGUCGGUCCAACCGCUCUCGAUCCCCCCUGCCCGUCGACCGCUAUGAGCCCAGAAACCGCAGAGAAGACUACCCGCCUCGUGACAGGGACGACAGGCGCCGCAUCACGUCUCCACCAGCCAACAUUGAUCGAUAUGUCCCUGGGCAGGAGGCCACUGCGCCUCAACCUGUGGCGGCCAACCCUAUCCAAGAUCCCCUGAAGCUGCCUUACCAAGUAGGGUUCUCCUACUUUGGCGAGUGGUGGAGGUUGAAUGAGAAGGUCAAAGAAGAGAAGGAACGCCAGCGUACUGGUCGCCGCCGGGAGCCCGACCGUGUCCGUGCCAACACCCAGGAGGAGCGCGACAAGGAGAAGGCUAAGAUCCAGGCCGCGUAUGACUCGUACAAGGAAAGCCUGCAGGCAAAGAUGGCCAAGACCUUUGUUCAGCAACACAAAGACGAGCAGUGGUUCCGUGAGCGCUACGUUCCCGAGGUCAGAGAUCCCCUAAAGGCCCAACUCACCGAGUUCCGAAAGGGCCAGUACACCCAAUGGGAGCAAGAUCUUGAAUCCGGCACCUUCGAUGAGUUUACCUUGGAGGGCAUCCCCAAGAGUGAGAGCAACGGCGCCGGCGGUAUCAUCGAGAAGGAGGAGGGUGAAGCCACCGCAGCGAACGAAGUCCUGGGUGUUGGAGACCUGGUCCCCGCCACGAGCUCCGACCUCCGUGAUGAGAAUCUCUUUCAGCCAACCCUCCUCAUCAAGACGAUUGCUCCUAGUGUGAGCCGUCAAAAUCUGGAGGCGUUUUGCAAGGAGCAUCUUGGAGAGGAAGAGGGCGGCUUCAAAUGGCUCUCACUCAGCGACCCGAACCCGUCGAAACGGUACCAUCGCAUCGGUUGGAUCAUGCUUCACCCGGCUGCUGAGACUGGGACCAUCAUCGAUCGCGCAGACCCGAAAGAAGAAGACGAGGAUGGCGACAUCAAGGUCAAGAGCCCUGGCGCGUCGCUUUCUACUGCGGACAAGGCUUUGGAAGCCAUCAACAGCAAGACCGUCAAAGACGAGGUCAGGGGCGACUUCGUGUGUCAUGUUGGUGUGCAUAACCCGCCCGCCAACCCGCGCAAGAAGGCACUGUGGGACCUUUUCUCAGCUCCGGAGCGUAUCGACAAGGAUCUGUCUCUUGUCUAUCAGCUCGUAAACAAAUUUGAGGCAGAUUAUGGCUCCGAUUUCAACGCUGUCCUUAAGGUGGAGGAGAAGGUUGAUGAGCUGAGAAAUACCGGCCGUCUGCAACCUGCGAUCACUUCCGCAGUCAAGAAGGAGAAGGUCAAGAAGGAGCGUUCAGUCAACCUCGACGAGGCUAUGGACGAAGGGGAAGAGCCCGAGCCUGAAGACGAAGAUGAUGAAGACGAGGGUGCCAUUGACGAUGACGAGGUCGACGAUGAGGAGCUUUUGACGAAGAAGAAGCAGCUUGACCUCCUUAUUGAGUAUUUGCGACGCGUUUUCAACUUCUGCUUCUUCUGCGUUUUCGAGAGUGAUUCGGUUCAUGAGUUGACUCGGAAGUGCCCUGGAGGUCACCUUCGUCGUCCCAGGAGCACACUGUCUUCUGCAGCGAAGGAGGUCGCCCGCGCCAGUGCUCUUGGCGAGCCUUUGCCCAAGAAGCGCCCAGAUACCGCUGAACUUGAGGAAGGCGAGACUACUGAGCCAGACCGCAAAUUCAGGAAUGUCAGCAAGUCUGAACAACAACUCCAGCGCGCCUACAACUGGGUGAAGACAUUUGAGGAUAAGAUCAAACAGAUCCUGGAGCCAGAUUCCGUCGACAUUCGAAAGCUUGGUGGUAAGCUCAUCGACGAAGCUGUGAGUGAGGAGAUGGCCAAGUUCGUGAAGCAAGAGGACGAGCACAAGUGGCGGUGCAAGGUCCCUGAGUGUCAAAAGCUCUUCAAGGAGGAGCACUUCUGGCGCAAGCACGUUGAGAAGCGACACGUGGAUUGGUUGGAUAGUCUCAAACAAGACUAUGAGCUAAUUAAUGCGUACGUGAUUGACCCGGCUCACAUCGCGCCGUCGCGAACCGACGCCAAUUCCAAUGGUCACUUCCCGCCGGCGAAUGGUCAGGCGCCAACAGGUACGCCGCGAGGAUUUAACCUUGGGAAUUAUGGUCUGAACAACAUGCUGCCUAUGGGGUUCCCUCCCAUGCCGAAUUUCCAGCAGAUGUUUGCGGGCGCCAUGGGCAGCCCCGCAAACUGGAGCCAGUCCAGCGGAGGGGAUGACCGCGGAGGUGGCCCCGUCCGCCGUGGUGGAGCUUUCAACUCUGCCGGGAGAGGUUACAACAACAACCGAUCCAACCCCUACGACCGGCCACGGAACCCUCGUUUUGAUGGGGGGAUGGGCGGUGGCAUGAUGGGUGGUGGCCGCCCCAACCGUGGAGGUCGCUGGGGGGAUGGUGCCGGUGGCGGUGCAGCCGUCGGGCCUCGCGAGGCCAUCCAGGGACGAACGCUGAAGAGCUACGAAGACCUGGACCAGGCCAGCGGCGGUGGCGGCGGGGAGCUGAACUACUAA
Diaporthe citri is the source of this 2646-nucleotide messenger RNA. RefSeq lists its product as uncharacterized. Bases 1 to 2646 code for a protein of 881 amino acids. Lineage: Eukaryota; Fungi; Ascomycota; Sordariomycetes; Diaporthales; Diaporthaceae. Gene Ontology annotation, biological process: mRNA processing; primary miRNA processing. Gene Ontology annotation, cellular component: nuclear body. The transcript has 3 exons. The record is from RefSeq and is a predicted model, not a curated record.